Messenger RNA from Rhinolophus ferrumequinum (greater horseshoe bat), 6597 nucleotides. RefSeq names its product iduronate 2-sulfatase (gene IDS). The coding region runs from base 94 to 1824 and encodes 576 amino acids. Gene Ontology annotation, molecular function: iduronate-2-sulfatase activity. The transcript is spliced from 9 exons. The record is from RefSeq and is a predicted model, not a curated record. Lineage: Eukaryota; Metazoa; Chordata; Mammalia; Chiroptera; Rhinolophidae.
GCGGGGCGGGGCAGAAAGUGGGGGCCAAGACACGCAGGCGCAAUCGUGCUCCAGCGGCGUCCUGGCCUCCCAGCCUCCCUGUCACGCAGCCCGAUGCUGCGGAGGCGGUGGCGGCUGCGGCUGGACGCUGGCUUCGUCGCCGGUCACCAUCGCACCCUUAGCUGCCGCACGGAGGCAAAAAUGCCGCCGCCGGGUCGGAGUCAGCUCUGGCUAGGCCUGGUCCUGGGCUCUGUCUGCGCCUCGCUAGGGUCUGCCGUGCCAUCCAACGCCCAAGAUGCUCUGAAUGUCCUUCUAAUCAUCGUGGACGACCUGCGCCCCUCCCUGGGCUGUUAUGGGGACAAGCUCAUAAGGUCCCCAAACAUCGACCAACUGGCAUCCCGCAGUCUCCUCUUCCAGAAUGCCUUUGCCCAGCAAGCAGUGUGCGCCCCGAGCCGCGUGUCCUUCCUCACCGGGAGGAGACCCGACACCACACGCCUGUAUGACUUCAACUCCUACUGGAGGGUACACGCUGGAAACUUCUCCACCAUCCCCCAGUACUUCAAGGAGAAUGGCUACGUGACCAUGUCGGUUGGAAAAGUCUUUCACCCUGGAAUAUCUUCUAAUCACAGUGAUGAUUCUCCAUAUAGCUGGUCUGUUCCACCUUAUCAUCCAUCCUCUGAACAGUAUGAAAAUACCAAGACAUGUAAGGGGCCAGACGGAGAACUCCAUGCCAACCUGCUUUGCCCUGUGGAUGUGGCAGAAGUACCCGAGGGUACUUUGCCUGACAAACAGAGCACUGAGGAAGCCAUACGAUUGUUGGAAAAGAUGAAAUCAUCUGCCAGUCCUUUCUUCUUGGCUGUUGGGUAUCACAAGCCUCACAUCCCCUUCAGAUACCCCAAGGAGUUUCAGAAGUUGUACCCCUUGGAGAACAUCACCCUGGCUCCCGAUCCCCAGGUCCCUGCUGGCCUCCCUCCUGUGGCCUACAACCCCUGGAUGGACAUCAGGCAGCGGGAGGAUGUCCAAGCUUUAAAUCUCAGUGUGCCCUAUGGCCCAAUUCCUGUGGACUUUCAGCGGAAAAUCCGCCAGAGCUACUUUGCCUCUGUUUCGUACCUGGAUACGCAGGUUGGCCAACUUCUGAGUGCUCUGGAGACUCUUCAGCUGGCAAACAGCACGAUCGUGGCAUUUACCUCAGAUCAUGGGUGGGCUCUAGGCGAACAUGGAGAAUGGGCUAAAUACAGCAAUUUUGACGUCACUACUCGCGUGCCCCUGAUGUUCUACGUUCCAGGAAGGACGGCCCCGCUUCCAGAGGCAGGCGACAAGCUUUUCCCUUACAUCAACCCUUUUGAUUCCGUCUCAGCAUUGAUGGAGCCAGGCCGGGAAGCUGUGGACCUCGUGGAACUUGUCUCUCUCUUCCCCACGCUCGCCGGACUUGCGGGCCUGCACGUUCCACCUCGCUGUCCCAUUCCCUCAUUUCACGUGCAGCUGUGCCGAGAAGGCCAGAGCCUUCUGAAGCAUUUUCGAUUCCAGGACUCGGAGGAGGACCUGGCUCUCCAUGGUAAUCCCCGUGAGUCGAUUGCCUAUAGUCAGUACCCCCGGCCUGCAGAUGCUCCUCAGUGGAAUUCUGACAAGCCGAGCUUAAAAGACAUCAAGGUCAUGGGCUAUUCCAUACGCACGAUAGACUAUAGGUAUACUGUGUGGGUUGGCUUUAAUCCCCACGAAUUUCUGGCUAACUUUUCUGAUGUCCAUGCAGGGGAACUCUAUUUUGUACAUUCUGACCCUUUGCAGGAUCACAACGUGUAUAAUGACACCCAAGGUGGAGACCUUCCCCAUUCAUUGACACCUUGAGUUGUGCCAACCACUGAGGGCACAUAUAUAAUGUGCUGCCGUCCAGCUGGUGAGAGAAGGGGUUAGAGCUAGUCAUUUUCUGAUUAACCAUAAUAUUGGCAGCAGCCCGAGGGGCACGCAACACAACAUACAUUGACGCUUUGGCCUAAGAAUGUGUAACAGGCAAAUCUUUGAUUUGGUCUUUAUUAAUUUCUAAUCGGUAACUGAACUGGGGCUGGGCUGAACCUUUUCUUUCCUUUUUAUCUUUGAAUGGUCGUAUUUUUGAACAGCUUCAUUAUUGAAUGAAUAAGUAUAGAGUGCACAAACCAGAAGGGUGAAACCUUUAGUUAUCAAGACCAUAAUAACCAAACAUAAUACUAUUCUCAAGUAAUACCUUAAUUAUUUGUGGAAUUUAGUGCACUUCAUAGAGUAAGCAUAUACCCAACUAGGUUUGAUACUGAGUUCCUGGUUCUUCCAUUUAUAAUGUAAUAAUAUUUCUUAUUCAGCCCAGUGUAUUAAAAUACUAUGUCAACAUGUAAUCCAGGUUUCUCUUUGAAGAUGUAAAAUUAAAUAAUAAUGCUAGAUGCCAAGGCCUUGAAUAUUUUGUCUUCAGUUUUUGUUUCUAAGAUCAAAACAUUUCAAAAUUCAAAGAUGAAACGUACAUGAAGAGAUUAAUGUGUAAUUUCUACUUCAAAUCAUAAAUCAUGCUCGGUAAGCUAGAGGCAUGAGAUAUAUGGGAAACUCAAUUCAAAUUUUUAGAGAUUUCUUGGCCCAAAUAGUAAUUUGUUAGUAAACAAUAUGACCUUUGAACCCAAAGUCCAUCUAUUAAAAGGCAAUGUUAUUUGCAAUGGAAAACAUUUAGAGACCUAGCUCUAUCCAUGAAUUGAGGCAUUCACAACCUUAGUAGUUUUCUUCUUCAGGGCUGGUUACUUGCUGACAUCCAUUUAUGCAGUAGGCAGGAAAUAUUCUACUUUUAAUUGCCGAGUAAAGGCAACAUUAAUUUUAUUAAAUUCUGAAGUAUUUUGAGGAUUGUGAAAACUGUUCAUUAGUAUAAUAUUAGGUCAUUUCAAAUCCCCCAGAAUGUAGUUCUAUGUUCCCUAAAGAUGAAAGUAACCAAAAAGGCAGGUGGUCCUGACAAGCUUGGCCUAUGUCAUCUUAAAAAGGAUAGAAUAUGCACAACUCAUAUUUAGAACAUGUUGAAGCUGAUCAAUCAUCAGGAGUUAUCAGAAGAGUCAACCGUUUUUUCAAUAAACAUCUAAGAUAGUCGUGUAUCAAAGUGAGUAUUUUUCAGUCAUUCUCUCUUUACAGGUACUUCAGUGUUUAAAGGGAAAUAUUUGUGAAACAAAAUACAGCAUAGUAGCAUAAGUUACUAAAGGGUAUUUUAUACCAUGGCAACGAAAAAGGGCAAGAUAUUGAUUGUAUAAAAAAAUUACUUCAAUUCAGUGAAAUUUCAGAAAGUGUUUUCUGUAUUCACUAAUUAGCCUGCAAUAGAGGUAUAUAUAGUAACACAAGUAUCUUCUAAGUGAUGAAGUGACUGAAUGUUCUGGCAACAACAGUUUCUACUUGUGGUGUGAAGGCCCUACUCAUGGAUCCUGGAGCUUAUGUCUCUUGUAGAAACCUCAACUUUAUGUAUGGUUCCCUUCAGCCUUUUCUUUCUCCUUCUUUAUCCUUUUGUGGCUCUUAUCACUUCCACAGAGAUUUUUACAAUCCUGUCUAUAAAUUCCUCCUGACAUAUUUUUAGUAUAUUUAGCUUUAUAUCCUACUCCACAGUUACAGUAAGUUUUAACACAGGGUUUUAUUUCACAUUCACUCAUUGCUCCUGUUGGCUACAGUACGUACAUGUGAUCAUUUUUCUGCGCUUUAUUUCUUGAAGCACAGUUUUAGUAUCAAAAAUCUUCAAAUUCUGGUCUUGCUGAGGUUGUAAGCUGAACUCUGCUGGGAGACGGUCAAGCAACAUGCACGUAGGAUGUGCAGCUGCCAUUUUGGCAGUAAUUCGCCUGCAUGACCAAAUCUGCAUCCAGCUCUGCCUCUGCAUGGGUUGCUUUUGCAUGUGGAUCUGUCUCUACUGGAAGUGCAUCUAGCUUAUCUGUUCUACCCAAGGGCGUAGCCUCAGAAUGCUUCUGCUCUCCUAUGGCUGUAAUUUUUCUUGGCUUCCCUUUACAAAUCUAUCAUUUUAGAAGUGAAGAAGCCUGCAUUUCAAGUUCCGCAGUGGGCUCUUGCAAUCAUCGUAUGAGUUACGGUUGCUUUUUGCAUUUUUGACACUGAACCCAAUUUAGAGCCACUUUUGUUGCCUUUUGCAUGUCUCCAAUACACAUUGGGAUGAGCGGCCACUUUGUGGUUUUCAGAUAUCACAGCUGCUCGUGUUCCUUAUCUUGACUUGACCAAGAAAAACCACACGUGUUGCUUUUCAUAACCUUUCUCCUUUCCUAUUGAGCUGGACAUCUAUUAUUAAUGGUUCUCCAGUCUCUUGAUUUGUAGAAAAUCCCAUUUCACUCCAGCAGUUCUUUCGUAUAGUUCAUUUGAAACGUGUGACCCCAGACAUUUUGAAUGGCCCUAAUUCCGUUCUCACAAACAUGAGGGUGUGUCAGAACCACCUGAAGGGCUUGUCAACUCCAGCGUGCUGGGUCCUGCCUAACAGAGGAUCUGAUUCAGUGCAUCUGAGAUGGGGCCUGAGAAUUUGCAUUUCUUCCACAUCACGCUGCUGCUCUAAAGACCCCACUUUGAGAACAACUUUCCCUUCAUUUGUGCUGUCCAGUAGACACUAGGUACAUGUGUCUAUUUAACUUUACAUUAGUUGAGAUGAAAUCAACAUUUCAAAAGCAGAAUCCCAGUUGCACUUGCCAUAUUUCAGUGCUCAAUAACCACAUGUGGUUAUUAGCUACCAUAUCGGACAGUGCAGAUCUAGAAGCUUUCUGUCGUGGCAGAAAGUUGAAUGGAGCUGCCCUAGGUUCCCUCUGAAUUUGAGCUGGAUCCACAUGGCUGUUGGCAAGUUCCACCUGUGGGCUGAUUCUCUACCCUGUGUUUGCCUGCAGAGACGUGUCUGGAGGUGAGUGAAGUGUAAGGUGAGUUUGCCUGGAGGUGAGUUUGGUGUAAGGCUAGCAUAGGGAGUUCACUCUGGCAAUCAGCCUCUUCCUCUCCACUCCCAUGGCCAUGGCCCCAGCCUUUCCAAGUAGUUUACCCACCCUUCCUCUUUCCUCCCUGGUCCCUCAAAAAUCCAUGUGUCUUCCUGAAAUCCCUCUCUGGUCCUACCCCUUGAGAACACCAAUAGUGCCUAUGACUAGGUCUACACAGACCUUCACUGAGAAAUCAGCGUCUUCCCUGACUCCACGAAGCCCCUUUCCUCGGUUGACCAGUUUCCAUACUGGUCCCAAACUCUCCUUUGCCAAUCCCGACCUGCCCGUCCACCCCUAGGUUAUCCCCUCUUCCCUUCACCAUGCUUUCAUGACCAUUCUUCAUAGCCUGCUCCCAUGGUCCCACCUCAAGGAGGCUGAGGGUUUGUGACUCUCUAGACGGCAUCAUGGGAUGAAAUGAACAUUGCUCAAUAAUCUUGGUCCCCUUACUUGAGAAAAGGCAUGGUUUUCUGGUCACAAAAUGGUGUUCACUGUAGAAAAAUUGGGAAACAGAAAUGUUGUUAAAGAAGACGCAGCAGUGUUUUACCCCAAGAUAGUUGCUUGAUGUCUAGUGUGGGGGGUGUGAGUUUUUUAUGCUGUUGUGAUCAUACUUUAUGCUUUCUCAUGCAAUUUUAUAUUCUUGUUUUUUCACUAAGUAUUACAUGUGCUGCGUGCAGAUUUUUGCAAAGGUACUUUAUACUGCUAGCAAUGUUUUAUUGUGUUGUGUUUAUUGUAAUUUACAUAACCUUCUUUCAAUUAUUGGGAAUUUACGUGAUUUCCAAACUUUCAGUAUUGUAAAUAAUGCUGUGAUGAACAACUUUGUGAAUAAAAUGUUUUUAUGUAUUUCAAAAUACUCCCUUAGGUUAGUCUCUUAGUGCUCAAUGGUCGAAAGCUUCUGUUUUGCUCCUCUCCUCACUCUGCUGCUGCCUUAGGGUAAUAACACUGAAACUAAAGCAAAGAAGCACACAAAUUAAAAACCAUAAACCAAAAAAACAAGCCAAACAAAACACCGCACCCCUAACGAUAAGAAGUGAAAGUGGUAUCCUGUUUAACCUUCUAAUUCUUUGCUUAUGGGUGACCUUGAUCAUGUUCUGUCAGUACGAUUGUUGGGCAUUCCAGUGUGUGAAUUGCCUUUGAAUUUUAGUAUUGGGUUUCACUUUUUAAGUAAUCAAACAAAUCGCUCUUUUCCUAUGUGAUUUUUCCCGUCUGGUUCUGUUAAACAUGGAGACCCCUUCCAAUCGGAAGUUUGAAUAAAUUUUCCUUUUCCUUUGCUUUUUGUUGUUUGGUUUUAUACUGAUUUAUGCUAUGUCUCUUUCCCAUUACCAAAGUAACACGUGCUCGUUGUGGAAAAUGUGGUAAAUGGUAGUGAUGAAAAGAAGCCCACCCUCCAGAAUAUAGCCAGUAUUGACAUUUGCAUGUUUCUUUCCACUCUUUGUCCUGCCCGCAUACAUACGUCCAGAUAAUGGACAUUUUAAACUUUCAUAUGCAUUCGUUUAAAUUGUGGUAAAAUACACGUAACAUCAAAUUCAUCGCCUUAAACAUUAUUAAGUGUGAAGUUCAGUGACGUUAAGUAGCUUCACACUGUUAUUACACUGCUGUCACCGACAUCCACCUACAGAACUCUUUCCCUCUUGCAAAACCAAACCUCUGUUCCUCACUCACCCCCCAUUCUUCCCCUGCCCCU